CUCCGUCUUGGUCAGUCUGUUUUCCCUCUUUUCUCGUUACUACCAUACAGAUUCCAUCGUGGAGCCCAUCCUGGGGAAGGCUACAAUUUCUUUCUUUUAGGUACUGUGUUUGCCUCUCCUAUCCCACAGCGUGCCUAGUAAGGUGCUCAGUGAACCUGCCUACCUAGAGGCAAUACCCCUUCUUGCUGCCACAUAUGGAUCUGGGGCGAGUCAAGGCAGGUCUGGUGAGGGAGGCUGCGUUGCUGCCGCCCCUGCUAGGCGAUGGGGAGGGACUCUUCUGCCUGUGCCUUGUCUCAAAGGCAUUUUUCAUGUCCUGUCCCCCUCGUGCUCCCCAGCCCCCACCUCUCGCCCCUUGACUUCGUUUCAGUUCCCUCUGGAGCGUCCCUUACUGCGGGGGUGACAGCAUCUGGGGGCGCAGGGUCCCUGGUGUCCGCUCUCUUGCCCAUCUGUGCGCAGAGCCUCGUUCCGGGGCGCCUGGAGCCCGGCGGGCAUUGACGUCAAGCGGCAGCGGAUUGCUGCCUACAGACGGUUGACCUGGACCCUCCUCCACACCCCCUUCCUUCCUUGCCCCCUCCCUCUUCCCCGCACCCGGGCUCUGGCUCGGUAUAAAAGACAGGAGCGCGGGGCGCCCCAGCAGCGCCGAGGUUCAGCACCAUGGAGAGCACCCGCUUCCAGCUGCUGCCCCUCCUGGGUGCUGCCCUGCUGUUGCUGUUACCUCUGCUGGGCGCCCGUGCCCAGGAGGAUGCUGAGCUCCAGCCCCGAGCCCUGGACAUCUUCACCGUGGAGGAUGCCUCCCAUGAGAAGGAGCUGAUCGAAGCGCUGCAGGAAGUCCUGAAGAAGCUCAAGAGUAAACGUAUUCCGCUCUAUGAGAAGAAGUACGGGCAAGUCCCCAUGUGUGACGCUGGCGAGCAGUGCGCGGUGCGAAAAGGAGCGAGGAUCGGGAAGCUGUGCGACUGUCCCCGAGGAACCUCCUGCAAUUCCUUCCUCCUGAAGUGCUUAUGAGGCGUCACCCUCCUCCAUCAGUCCCCAGUUCCCCUGCUUCCCCAGAGGACCGCGCCUUCAUUUGUGGAGUUGGGAUUUAGCAACAAAGUUUGCAUUUCCCGGAGGCCAAGGGGCUCUUUUCCUGAUGUUUUCAAAUAAAAGAACAAUGUCGUGUAUGCUUGUAUGGUGUUGAUGUGUGUGCAAAAAUAUUCUCUUUUUAUUUUAUUUGUCUGAUGAACUUUGUGUAUCUUUGUGUAAAGUAGGGGAACUU
This is a messenger RNA of Myotis lucifugus (little brown bat), 1252 nucleotides long. RefSeq names its product CART prepropeptide (gene CARTPT). Gene Ontology annotation, biological process: positive regulation of MAPK cascade; adult feeding behavior; negative regulation of appetite. Lineage: Eukaryota; Metazoa; Chordata; Mammalia; Chiroptera; Vespertilionidae. The transcript has 3 exons. Gene Ontology annotation, molecular function: neuropeptide hormone activity. Bases 655 to 1002 code for a protein of 115 amino acids. The record is from RefSeq and is a predicted model, not a curated record.